AAACGACGCGGUUUGGUGCAACCCCGCCCGCGUUGGCGAAAAAUUCAAAUAAGCAGAACGAAGAACAUGGAUUUGGUUGAAGACGAUCUUCAUCGCCUUCGCUCCAAUCUUUCUUCUCUGCUCCUUCAGGUGCGUGCGUACUCUCACUUUCCCUUUCUUUCAUAAUAUGCAAAAAAUCCUUUCAUUUUUCACUCGGUUGAAGACGAGGGAGCAAAUGCAGUCAUUGAUUAUUUAUUAGCCCUACAUUUCUAACCUAACGUAUGAAAAAGACUAAUAAUGAGAAACCAGUGUUAGAAUUAAUGAAUUCGCAGAUUGACGAGGUUGUCGUGCAAGCCAUUGAAGUGAAUUACAAGAACAACAAAACCAUAAGCAAAGAGGGCAAAACGCAAAUCGAGUCUUUCUCCCGUGUCCUUUCUGACAUGCUCUCUUCUUUGAAGCCAUGGCUUCCCAAAAUUCAAAAUGCCCUUAACCCUCAAGACAUAGUUUCUGACGAUGAAACCAGAGAAUGCGACCGUCCCAAACCCGAAGAGACAACCUUAAAUUUAGUAUCUCCUUCACCCCUGGUGUCAUGGCGUGCCAACUGCACUGUCAAAAGAGGUAGACAGAUGUUCAUGCUGACACCUCUUCCAUUAUCGUCCAAACACCACCAACCUAAACCAUAUUUCCCUCCUCCCACCACAUCAUCAACCACUACCUUCAAGGAUAGUGAUAUGGUGAAACCAACACCAAUUAAGCAGAAACUUCCAAACAACCAAGACAGAUCCAUGCUUGUUAUGAUGACUCCGUGCUUGAAAAUGUCACCUCCUAGAUCCUGCCUUUUGCUCGAACCCAUAUCCGAAAUCUCGCGUUUGGGUGGGGAUCACAAGGUUCGCAAGGGCACUCCCUAUCCUGUUGGGAUUCAUUGCAGUGAUUCAAAAUCUUCUGGCAGUGAUGAUUCUUCGCGUGAUUUGUCGUUGAUGUAUCCGGAGCUCCAAGGGAUACACAAGUCAGGAAUUGGGAAGAAAACCGUGGAAGUGUCGCCCGAUUGGUUAACCUCUCCUCCUAAAACUUGUGUUUUGUUGGAGCCACCUGACGAAAAAAAGAUUGAUGGUCACUUGUGUGUUCAGAUAGCUGACAAUAUUUUUAAUGAACAAGUCAGCAAGUUUGAAGAUGAUGAUGUUUCAAACGAUCAUAAUCAAGCCAAAGAAUCUUGUAAUCAAGAGAGCACUCCCAUGCCUGAAAGUUCGUUUCAAAGGGGAAAAUGUCCUGGUGAAAAUACUUUGAAGAAGGAGUUAUGGACCAAGUUUGAGGUAGCAUCCACUUGGGGAUGUCAACCUAAGGUACCCACAGUUCAAAAGAGUGCUCACAAAGGGUUUCUUGACCUACUGGAAGAAGCUUCCUGUGAUGAAUAAAUUGAAGUUAUGAAAGUGUCAAGAUAUAUGCAAGCAAAUAGUCUCAUUAGAAAAUUGACUUGUAAAUGCUGGUUCAUGUAAGAUUUGUAGCAAUGAGGCUGGUGCAUUUUAUCUUUGUUCCACCUAGACGACAAAAGAAUUCAUUCAUGUACUUACAGGCGACGCAUGCUAAAUGCGCAUUUUGUUAUUUUCUCUCUAAUGCUUCUUCUCUGUAUCAAUAUUCUCAGACCUUUUUAUUUUGGUAUUAAUAUCAUAUGACAUAUGAUAGGAUGGCAUACGCCAGUGUUCUCCAACUUCA
Molecule: messenger RNA, 1689 nt
Organism: Glycine soja
Lineage: Eukaryota; Viridiplantae; Streptophyta; Magnoliopsida; Fabales; Fabaceae
Exons: 3
Coding region: 261-1391 (376 amino acids)
Source: RefSeq, a predicted model, not a curated record